Molecule: messenger RNA, 411 nt
Organism: Rhagoletis zephyria (snowberry fruit fly)
Lineage: Eukaryota; Metazoa; Arthropoda; Insecta; Diptera; Tephritidae
Product: coiled-coil domain-containing protein 58-like
Cellular component (GO): mitochondrial intermembrane space; mitochondrion
Source: RefSeq, a predicted model, not a curated record
AUGGCCCUGGUCUGCGAUGAUUUUCUCGCCUUUGAGGAAACGCUAAAAAGUUUACGCAAAGUAGACGACAAUAUUGUACAUGCACUGAACACGACCAUCCCCACUUCAUCGUUCUCAGAGAAGGGCAUCGACCCUUCGGCCCAGUGCCAAGAACUGUACAAACAACUUAACGCUGCUCAUCAAAGUCGAGAAAAUGCCAUCAAAAAGUGCAUUGUCUCAGUCUCUGAACGAGUGCACAACUUGCGAAAGCAACGUGAUGAGGAUGGAGAUAACCUACAGGUGACGAAGGAGCUGAAAAAGGAACAAAACAAAUUGCGAAUGAUGCAGAAUGAACUCCACGUUGAAGAGGUUGUUUGUGAUCGAAGCUCAAAGAUUUUUCACGAACGAUGCAGACUCUUCUUCAGACCUUGA